UCGAGUUAAAAAGCGCGUUGAUUUCCAUCGAGAAAUGAUUUUUAAUUCGUUAAAGUAUCGUCUACGAUGAGAGCGGACGAGGAUCGUAACGAGUAUACUUACUUCAUCCUGUUCCUAACGAAUAUCUACGAUAUUUCGAGGCGAGGAGAAACAAUAGCCGUGGAAGGAAACGCGUUCCCGUUCGAAGACAAUGCGUGUAAUUUCGUGGAACGCGACGAAACGAAAGCGGCUAGGAUAUUACCCUCGCUCGAACGAAAGCAGCGAAAACUGUUGCCCCGCGUUUGAUCAGAGGAGAUUUCCGUUUCAAGCGAAAAGCCAGGGGAAUGAUUGCGCGAACGAAUCGGAAGAACGUUAACGCGCCGUGACGUUGGCCCGUUACGCGGUCCAUGCUCCGCGCUCGAGAGUUAGCUUUGUUUACGCUGCUCGUUGGCGAAGAAUCAGCGGAGGCUAGCCGCGGAGACAACCGAGCGAGAAGAAGGCGAGGCUCCUUUACCGGCAAGGCUGAUCGUUAUCGUUUUAACGCGUUUCCUUACGUAACGCACACACACACACACGCGCGCUUUAAACUCGUCCCUUUUUCUCAAUUAUCCGAACCGCAUUCUUCUCCGCUCUAUCGAGUCGCAAUUGUCUCUGGCUACGAUAAAGCGAGGAUAAUCCGAGUUGUUUGUCGGUUAGAAUCGUUAGGAAAAGAAUUUCAGUCAGAUGAUAAUUUUUCAAUUCGAUCGGAUCGUAGAACAGGCUGUAGUAAUGCAACGUCGAGGGAGUAAAAUCGGUUUGCGACGAGACCGGUCCGCCUCGUCGCAACGUUUUACCGUUUUGAUCUUACCGGUUCACGGGUUCCGACCUCGAUCGAAGCAAACUCGCUCGAGCAGAGUCGAGUCGAGUCGAAUCGAAUCGAACCGAACCGAUUCAUCUUCUCCUUUAUACACGUCGCCUGGCGUAGUCGCGCGUAUCGCGAAAGCGACUCGCUCCAACGAACUUGUCGCGGUCCGUUCGGCUCGGUUCGCUUACGGUACGAAAUCGGCGUUGAUUUACUAAUCGGCGUGUAUCAACGCGACCGUUUCGUUUCGAUCGAGCGAAAUGCAAAUCGACGUGAUCGACAAUCGCCAGCUUCGGAUUUCAAGCAAACACGUUACUUUACUUCGCAUCGUUUUACGUUUUAUAAUACGUUUGCGCGAGCAACUUUCACUUCUCGUUGCCUGUUAUUCCUUGUUCGUGAGCGUCGAGAAUGUUUCGCGAACGGACUUAUCGUCUGUGUCAUUGGAGAACAGCCUACGCGGAUUUCAUGAUGCGAGAUGGAGGACGAGCCGGGUUUCUCGUAGCGAGAAGGCGAAGAUGGGCAAUAACGGAAGCAGCUCUCGGGAGCAACAGGCCGCGUCCGUGUGUUCGAACGGACUGGCAACGACGUCGGAGGCAAGCCGAGGAUGGUCACAGUCGUUCCCUCGGGAACUGGCCAGGCACCAUCACCGUUCCCAAGCUGCGCCGGUGGUGGCGGCGCGAAAGGUUCUCCCCGAGCCACCUAAUCAAAGACUACGCGCCACCGACAACGGAUCCAUCAUACAGAACGGCGGCACGAUAAGCGGUCGCAGAGCGCCAACGUUUUCAUCCUCCCGCGAUUUCGCCAAGAGGAACGAGCCGUUUCGAGAGAGAAGCAUCUCCGCGUGCCAGCCUGCCGAGGGCCGAUCGCGAAGGAUCGACCGACACUGUUGUCGUUAUCGAGCGGAGCAAAAUCGAGCGGAAGCGACCUCGAACUUGAAGAGAUUCGACAGCGAGCCCGAUCUCCGUUACUCCCCGGAUGCUUCCUCGUCGAUCCAGGACCGUUCGAGUAUCGGCAGAUCGAGCGACAGAGAGGACGGUGCUCGAACCUCGAACGGUCAACGAGCGCAACUCAGAGAGUCCAAGGAACGGCUCGAAGGUAGAUACAAAGCUAGGAAAAAGUACAAAGCCCCGGCUCCUCCGAGCAACGGCGAUCUCGCGGACGAAUCACCGUCGACUCUCGGCGGAGGCGGCGAUGGCGAGACUCGUUGCAGACUCGAACAACAGCAGCUUCAACCACCCCCGAGGAGAUCUCGUCUGUUCAAGACUCGAGCGGAGACGAAGAAGGCUCAGGUCACUUGGCAAUUGUCCUCCGGCGGGCUGGCUCGUUCGUUCGAUCGUGCACGCGAGUCGGCCAGCCGUACGAUCGAACAGAACACCGAUCAACGAUCCGCUUCGAAUCGUUGGAACGCUUCCAGUCCGAAUCGUUUCAACGAGCAGACGUCUGAUCAUCGAAAUCGAUGCAAACUCACCGACGGGAAGAACACUCUGCAGAGGAGUAUGAGCAGUCCCGAGUUUCAGGCGGAGCUGAUCCAGGUGGCGAGGCGAGUUCGCGACAAGCUCGACUGCACCGGUAAAUCGGUCGGCCUCGAAGCUGCUGAUUUCGAGGGACGAGCGGCGAACGCAUCGCCGGAGGAAGAAAGAUCCCUCGUUCCGGCGGCGCCUCCUCAAGCCGAGGGGAAAAUCAACCACGCGAGAUCGACCAGCGUGGAUCGAGACGCGAUCGUGAAACCUACGAAGCCGGUGAAGCCGAUGCUUCGGAGACUCGAGGACGACGAGACGACGAAACGUCGAAGCGGAUCGUACGCCAAGGCCGUUGAACUCGCGCGAGAGAGAACCGUUACGGGUGCGAGCGGUCCGGAAACGUUGAGAGACAAGGAGAAUCGGGAUCCUGGACGAUGGAACGGCGAGUCGAACGGCGCUCGUCGAAAACGUUCGAUCGACGGAGAACGAACGGACGGCGUGGAAACGGACAAAUCGGAUACGAAGAGAAGGAGCAACCGUGUCGGCGAAACUACCGCGUCCGUGGUCGAGGAUGAUCGUUCCAGACAGGAACACCGUCGUUCAUUCGUCUCCCCGACGCGAUCCGCGCCAAAGACCUUCUAUUUUGGAAUGAACGAAACGCGGACGGAAAGCAACGAGCCAGAUCUGCGGGGAACCGAGGAAGCUGAGUUCAAGUUUCCGGACGGUGGGAACGAGGAUGGUAGACCGACGGUGGAUCUGAUCGGCGACGAGGACGACAACGAGAGGAACGUGGUCGAGAACAUCUCGUUGAAAUUGCGACCAACUCUGCCGAAGAAACAGCUCGAGAUUCCACGAUUUUCGCCGUCGGCCGCAUGGAGAUUGCUGUCGGCACUGGAAGCACCCGGACCAAGCAUGAGCACCGCCAGCGAAGAGUUGCCGGUGACGUUCGAGGAACGAAUAGAACGUUCAUCGAGACCGCCGCCCCCGUUUCCGUUGUCGCUGGGCCCGAGGAGCUGGCACGACAAGUCCGGCGAUUCGGGCAUAUCCGGCGACGCCGGGGCGGCGAACGACGACUCGUUGGACGUGAGUACGAUCAACAGGAUGAAAACGACGCCGAUCAGGCCCGCGUGGACGCCGCAGCAGGACUUGGGGGAGGAAUCGAGCAGCGACGCCGGUGUCGACUCGCCGCCGCCUCCACCGUUGCCAGCCCCGUUUAAAUAUCCCCCUCGAGCUCACGUCUUCUCCCUCUCGUUGCCCAGAGACGACGCGAGAACCUAUUUCUGCGCUCCUGACCCGAAGUCCAGAGAAGGAUCCGCCUUCAAUUCCCUUCAGAAACUGAAGAGGUCGGUGUCCGGAGCUUUCGGCAUCGGCGCGCACGACCCACGAACCAGUUCCACCCGCGACCUUCUCGACGACAAUUGGCUCUUGUCCUCGAGCGCGCCAAACUCGUUGCAACACAGUCGGGUCGUCGAUGCGUCGCGAAACUCGCCGUCCGCUUGGAAACCGUAUUUAUCCCGCGAAUCUACCGGGCAGCGUGUUUACGGACGCGACAGCGGCCCCGAGGACGACGAGAACGAACCACGCGCCGAAGACGGACACGACGACGGCGACGAUGGAGACGAAGACGAGGACGAGGACGAGGAUGACGACGUGGACGAUGACGAGGACAGUGACGCCGUGGACGCGGACGUUGACGCUUCUGUACGAUACGAAGCCGACGGGGUACGCGUCGACGCGGACGGCUCGAAAAGCAACAAGUCUAACGAUUUCCCGGUCGUCAUGAAACCACCGUCUUUCUCUUACUUGACCCCGGGCGGACACGUGAUGUAUCUACCGGAAUCGAACGACGCGGAACAUCGGGCACAGGGUUUUAACGGCGAGAAAGUUAAACGCGACGAGGACGAGGACGAAGACGAGGACAACAAUGACGUUAUGCCGGCGAAACGACGAUCUAGAAACUCCAGAGGUUACAUAGACGCGAAGAAUUCGAGGGGAAGGAAGGAAUCCGAGAUGUACGAGGCAAAGAGGGUGUCGUCCGGUUGCGAGGAAGUGGUUUCCUGCAAACAGACGUCCUCGCAGGUGACGGAGACGAAACCUCAACGAAAGAGCAGAAGAUUCACUUUUCAAUCGACCGUUAGGCAAAUAGAGAGGCGCAGGUUGGCCGAGAAGUUGUCGAGGGAAGCCGAAGCGAAGGAACGACAGCGGAAGGGUGAACUGGAAGCGAUGCGAAAGGUCGAGGAAGAGUUUCAACGGAAACGCGCGAAAGAGAAGGCGAACAUCAGGCAACAGUUGCGCUUGUUCAAAGAGAUGGAAGAAAAUUUCGAUAGUCUGGCGAGUCCGAAAUGGGACGGUUCGCAGUUGUCUCGCGCCGAUCCGGACGGCGCUCCGUCUUCCACCGCUUCCUCUCCGACUUCCAUGCCGAUCGGAAACACCACCCCAGCGUCCGGCAAAAGCUUCGUCCACGAGGAACAUCGCCGGAAGAGAAACGUUGGCUCGGACUCGAAGAAACGUCGCGCCGGCGAACAGACCGCUCAUCGAGCGAAGUACUACGACUGGGCGCCGGACGCCUCGUCGCACCUGGAACACAAGCAAACCACCGUCCAUCCGGAGAUCGUUUGCGACAUCCCGAAAAGUUCUCCUGUUUUUGUCGACGCGAACGUCCAUCCGGCCAAGCCGGUCGCUUCCAAUUCCACUCCGAGGUCGGACAAUUACAGGAAGGAUUUCGCCCACGGUGCCGUGAUAACCAAAACUUCGUUUGCGAGCAGCGACAGCGAACUCUCGCAGCCGAACACGAGACCGCACUCCAGGCAGACCGGAAGCAACGGCAAAUCUUUUCGAGCUGGGUAUUAAGUUGGGCAUGACGCAAGUAAUUCUAACGCGACUCUAGUCACCUUUUAACAACGCUUCGCUAAAGCUAUGCGAGGAUACGCUUUUAAUCGCGCAUGGAUCUGCAAGAAGCGUGUCGUUCGCGAGAAUUCCUUCCGCGCGUUCCUUCCACGUAGAAAUUGUUUUCAUUUCCGCGAAACCUUUUCAACGAAACGAGUUAAACGACGUGUGCAAAGAAAACGAACGAACGGUUGAGCAGGUCCGGCGGAAGUCCAGGACAAAGCGAGGAGCCGGGGACUGGGGACAAGGAACUGGACGACCCGGUGGAAGCAACGGAACAGCCGAGGAAAG
Osmia bicornis bicornis is the source of this 5457-nucleotide messenger RNA. RefSeq lists its product as uncharacterized. The transcript has 9 exons. The coding region runs from base 1081 to 5130 and encodes 1349 amino acids. The record is from RefSeq and is a predicted model, not a curated record. NCBI's taxonomy places the organism in Eukaryota, Metazoa, Arthropoda, Insecta, Hymenoptera, Megachilidae.